GGAGGCCAAGAUGGCGGACGAGGAGGGCGAAGCGCGGCCGGGGGCGCGGAACGGGGCCGGGGAGGGACCCCCGGGCGGGCCCCGCGUCGUCCGCAUCGUCAAGUCCGAGUCCGGCUACGGCUUUAAUGUCCGCGGGCAAGUGAGCGAAGGCGGGCAGCUGCGCAGCAUCAACGGCGAGCUGUACGCGCCGCUGCAGCACGUCAGCGCCGUGCUGGGCGGAGGGGCCGCGGACCGCGCCGGGGUGCGCAAGGGGGACCGCAUCCUGGAGGUGAACGGUGUGAACGUGGAAGGAGCCACCCACAAGCAGGUGGUGGAUCUGAUCCGGGCCGGCGAGAAGGAGCUGGUGCUGACGGUGCUGUCGGUGCCGCCGCACGAGGCCGAGAGCCUGGAGCCCCCCGAGGAGCCCCUGGGCCCCCCUUUCUACGACUACAGCGAGAAACAGGCGGUGCCCAUCUCCAUCCCCACCUACAAACACGUGGAGCAGAGCGGGGAGAAGUUCGUGGUGUACAACGUUUACAUGGCGGGGAGGCAGCUGUGCUCCAAGCGCUACCGGGAAUUCGCCAUCCUGCACCAGAACCUGAAGCGGGAAUUCGCCAACUUCACCUUCCCGCGCCUGCCCGGCAAGUGGCCGUUCUCGCUGUCCGAGCAGCAGCUGGACGCCCGCAGGAGGGGCCUGGAGGAGUACCUGGAGAAGGUUUGCUCCAUCCGGGUCAUCGGCGAGAGCGACAUCAUGCAGGAGUUCCUGUCGGAGUCAGACGAGAACUACAACGGCGUCUCGGACGUGGAGCUGCGCGUGGCGCUCCCGGACGUCACCACAGUCACAGUCAGGGUGAAGAAGAACAGCACCACAGACCAGGUGUACCAGGCCGUGGCUGCCAAGGUGGGCAUGGACAGUGUCACUGCCAACUACUUCGCCCUCUUCGAGGUCAUCAACCACUCCUUUGUGAGGAAGCUGGCUCCCAACGAGUUCCCCCACAAGCUCUACGUGCAGAACUACACGUCGGCCGUGCCGGGGACGUGCCUGACGCUGCGCAAGUGGCUCUUCACCACCGAGGAGGAGGCGCUGCUCAACGACAACGACCUGGCCGUGGCCUACUUCUUCCACCAGGCCGUUGAUGAUGUUAAGAAAGGCUACAUCAAAGCUGAGGAGAAAUCCUACCAGCUGCAGAAGCUCUGUGAGCAGAGGAAGAUGGUCAUGUACCUGAACAUGCUGCGGACGUGCGAGGGCUACAACGAGAUCACCUUCCCUCACUGCUCGUGCGACUCGCGCCGCAAGGGCCACGUCAUCUCUGCCAUCAGCAUCCGCCACUUCAAACUGCACGCCUGCACCGAGGAGGGGCAGCUGGAGAACCAGGUGAUUGCGUUUGAGUGGGAGGAGAUGCAGCGCUGGGACACGGACGAGGAGGGCAUGGCCUUCUGCUUCGAGUACGCGCGCGCCGAGAAGAAACCGCGCUGGGUCAAGAUCUUCACGCCCUACUUCAAUUACAUGCACGAGUGCUUCGAGCGAGUGUUCUGCGAGCUCAAGUGGAGGAAGGAGAACCUUUUCCAGCUGGUCAGGUCACAGCAAAGGGACGCGGCCACUUAACCCCGGCAGCUCCCCAGGAACCCCAAAAUCCGUUAUUGUAUUAAAGCCCCCCCAAACUAAAUCUCAUUAAUUCCAAAUCCAUUCGUGCCCAUCAUCUUUAUGCAAUUCCAGAGGAAGAAACAAAAAAAACAAACUAAGAAAAGCCCAAGGGGGCUCCUUUUUCCCACUCACAUCCAGCUCCAGGAUGGGAAUUUUGGGAAUUUUUUUUUUUUUUACAACUGGAAUUUAAAAAAAAAAUUGUUUCUGCUUGGUCAGAUGUGGAAAAAUAAGGAGGAAAAAAAAAACCAACCAUUCCUGCCUGGGCAUCCCUGGGAAUAAUUUAAAAUCCCAUGGGGUGGCAGCAGAUUUUUAAAGGGAUUUUCUGCUCGUUUCUCCUCCUGAUCUGAUUUUUUUUUUUAAUCACCGUGGAUUAAAAAAAAAAAUGGGGGAAAACAUCCAAAAGGAGUCAAAUUCCAAGGAAACACCUCUCCUGGCACAAGGAUCCCGCUCAUGGAUUCGUAUUCCCGCUUUUUUUGGGAAUUUUGGGGUGUUUUUCCAGAGAUUUGGGAUGGGAUCUGGGAAAUUCCUGGAUCCUGAGCAGCUCCCAGCAGGAAAAAUCACCUGAAAAAACCAAUUUUCCCUAUUUUUGAGCACUUUUUAUCCAUGACUUGGGUGUCCAAGCAGGAAAAAUAACCUGGAAAAAACCAUUUUCCCUCGUUUUGAGCAGGAUUUUUCCAUAGUUCUGGAGGAAAAAGGUGGAAAAUUCAUUUUUUCCCUGGCUUUGAAUGGGAUUUUUCAACAGAUCCACUGGUCAAGAUGUUCCCAGGAGGAAAAAUAAGCUGGAAAUUAUUUUUUUUCCUUGGUUUGGAGCAGGAGUUUUCCAUGGGGGAAAAACCCUCUGAAAAAUCCAUUUUUUUCCUGGUUUUGAGUGGGAUUUUUCCAUGUUUUGGGAGGAAAAAAUCACCUGGAAAAGCCUUUCCCCCCCUUUUUUUGGGCUGGCCUGGAGCUGGUUCUACCAGGAUUUGGGGUGAAUUUGGGAAUAUUUGGAAGCAAACCCAGCAGGAGCAUCCUGGCCUCAUUCCCAACCUCUGGAAUGCACCAGAAUUGCUCCAAAAUUGGGGAUUUUCCCAAAAAUUCCCGUUUUGGGAAGGGGUUUUCCCCACUCCUCCUGGAGCUGGGAUAGGGGAGAUUUUUUUGGUUUUUUUUGGGGGGGAGUCCCAAAUCUUCAGCUCUGGAGCAGCUGAGAGCUGGGAAUUAAUUCCAUUAAUUGGAUCCCUGUAAUUAAUUGGAUUUUCUUUGUCCUUGGGAACCCCAAGCUGUGAAAACCCAGGAAUGGGGAGGGAAACUGGGAGAGGUUUGGGAUCCCCAAAAUCCUCCUAAAAUCCCCUUCAGCACCCCCAGUUUGGGUAAAAUCCCAGGAAAAGCCCAGUUUUGAUCUCAAUUUUCCUGCUGUCUCCAAAUUCCAGUGGAUCAAGGAGAAUUGAAUCUUCCUGUGGAUUUUUUAAUCCAAAAAAAAAAAAAAAAAACAAAAAAAAACCAUAAAGGGAGAAAUCAAAAAAACAACAAAAACAAAAUCUUGCCCCCCCUUCUCCCAUUUUUCCCUCUUCCCAUUCCUCAGUUUCCUGGCUGGGUAAAGCCCCAUUAGUGUAAUUAAUUGUAACAUAUUCUUUUAAAUAAAUUGAUUUAUUGAGGAAA
Molecule: messenger RNA, 3259 nt
Organism: Oenanthe melanoleuca
Lineage: Eukaryota; Metazoa; Chordata; Aves; Passeriformes; Muscicapidae
Gene: SNX27
Product: sorting nexin 27
Exons: 12
Coding region: 11-1585 (524 amino acids)
Biological process (GO): signal transduction; intracellular protein transport
Cellular component (GO): early endosome
Molecular function (GO): protein binding; phosphatidylinositol-3-phosphate binding
Source: RefSeq, a predicted model, not a curated record